Molecule: messenger RNA, 549 nt
Organism: Adineta steineri
Lineage: Eukaryota; Metazoa; Rotifera; Eurotatoria; Adinetida; Adinetidae
Source: the annotation of a GenBank genome assembly
AUGUAUACUGCAAGUAAUGAAACAAUAGCUGCACCAAAAGUCGUCACAUUCACACCUACCUGCACUCAAAUUAGUACAAUUAAUGAUAUUCAAUCCAUGUCUGAUGGUCAAUAUAUAUCCUUCAUGUGCAAAAUAAUCGAUAUUGGUCCUCUCUCGUAUGAAUCAACGAUAAUAGGAAUAAUUACAUCAAUUGGAUUAGUUGACAAGACUUUUAACUGUCCAAAAUGUUAUUCAACUGAUAUUGAGCGAAAUGAUAAAACAAUUAGAUGUAAUGCAUGUAAAUCAAGAUCAUUAUAUUUAAAACAAUCGAAUCAAAAUCAAAUACAACUGAAUGUUACUGAUGUUAAACAAAAUACAUUUGAAUUUAUUGUUGAUACACCAAAAAUUAUAACUUUAUUACAAGAAUGUAAUCAUCAACAACUUCCUACACAAGAUUUAAUUGAACAAGAAAGUGUCCUACUUGUCUUAUCAUCGAUAACUGUUGUCGUUAAUUUUAAUCCAAUAGAUAAACAUAUAACUAAUAUCGCCAUAAACAAUAACGAAAACUAA